AUGCCCCCACCCGAUGACGACAUGAUAGUUGAUUCUUCACCAACUGCUACAAUUCCGCCUACUUGUGACAAUAUUCUGCGAAAUCAAAACUUGCCAUCAACACCAGCUUCCGGACAGCCAAGUAUCAAGGAAUUGAUCGAACGAAUCACCAUUUUGGAGAAAACUGUCAAGGAACAAUCGAAGAAAAUUGCCGAGUUGGAAGCUACUAAAGGUUUCCCAUUAAUCACCAAUGAUGCUAGCAAAAGUAAGAGUAAACUUUACUCCGCUGUAGUCCAAAACGACCCUCAAUCUGUGAAAAUCAUCGAAAAGGCUCACUUCGCUGCUGAUCUCCGAAAGCUCGGGGAAAACUCGAUUUACGCGAUUAUUGAGAAUGUACCGGAUUGCAAGAAAGAAGAACAAACGACAAUUGAUGCCUCACUCAUGGAAAACUUAGCCAAGCUGGAUACUCUUCCGAAACCUGAACAAUUCUUCCGAAUCAAAUGCAAAAAACCGGAUGUUCCUUCUCGCCCUCUCAAGGUUAAGUUUGCUACUGAAUAUCAACGGGAUACUUUCAUUCGACAAUUUUCCAAGGCACUUCACAAUCUUCCUGAACGCCCAGUAUCGUCUCGAACUAUCUGA
Messenger RNA from Caenorhabditis elegans, 618 nucleotides. RefSeq lists its product as uncharacterized. Lineage: Eukaryota; Metazoa; Nematoda; Chromadorea; Rhabditida; Rhabditidae. Bases 1 to 618 code for a protein of 205 amino acids. The transcript has a single exon. The record is from RefSeq and is marked reviewed.